This is a messenger RNA of Cotesia congregata, 3879 nucleotides long. NCBI's taxonomy places the organism in Eukaryota, Metazoa, Arthropoda, Insecta, Hymenoptera, Braconidae. The record is from the annotation of a GenBank genome assembly.
AUGACAGCCGACAAGGUAACACUGGGCGAUGCCUUGUCAAACGUAGACGUUCUUGAUGAAUUUACAUUGCCGGAUGAACAGCCAUGUAUCGAAGCACAACCAUGCUCUGUGGUGUAUCAAGCAAAUUUCGAUACUAAUUUCGAAGAUCGUAAUGGCUUUGUAACAGGAAUAGCUAAAUAUAUCGAAGAAGCGACAGUUCAUGCAAGUCUAAAUGAACUAUUAGAAGAAGGUCUUGAGCACGCGGUGAUGCUAUACACAUGGAGAUGUUGCUCACGAGCCAUCCCGCAGCCCAAGUCCAAUGAGCAACCUAACCGUGUAGAAAUUUAUGAAAAAACCGUUGAAGUAUUAGCACCAGAAGUUAACAAAUUAUUAAAUUUUAUGUACUUCCAGCGUAAAGCUAUAGAACGUUUUUCUGCAGAAGUUAAGCGUCUCUGUCAUCAUGAAAAACGCAAAGAUUUUGUCUCCGAAGCUUAUUUAUUAACCCUGGGUAAAUUUAUAAAUAUGUUUGCGGUAUUGGAUGAGCUGAAGAAUAUGAAAUCUAGUGUUAAAAAUGAUUAUUCAACGUACCGUCGUGCUGCACAAUUUUUAAAAGUUAUGUCUGACUCUCAAACUCUUCAAGAAUCACAAAAUCUCUCGAUGUUUUUGGCAACGCAAAAUAAAAUUCGAGAUACUGUAAAGGAAAAUUUAGAAAAAAUUCCCGGUUAUGAAGAAUUGCUCGCUGAUGUUGUAAACAUUUGUGUUCACAUGUUUGAAACUAAAAUGUAUCUAACACCAAAUGAGAAGCACAUGCUUGUAAAAGUUAUGGGCUUUGGUCUCUUUUUAAUGGACAGCGAGCUCUGUAAUAUAAAUAAAUUAGACCAAAAGAAAAAAUUGAAAUUAGAUCGGAUUGAUCGUAUAUUUAAAAAUCUUGAAGUUGUACCGCUGUUUGGUGACAUGCAAAUAGCUCCAUUUAAUUAUAUAAAACGUUCAAAACAUUUUGAAGCUUCCAAGUGGCCGCUGUCGUCUUCAAUAAAUUCAAUGAGUCCGCAAGCUGAUUUAAUGGUCCAUUUACCGCAAAUUCGUGAAGAUCAUGUUAAAUAUAUAAGCGAGUUAGCCAAGUACAGCAAUGAAGUAACGACAACUUACAAAGAAUGUGGUUCUGAUUCGGAAAAUAACGAUACUUCGGAAUUGGCGCUGCGUGGACUUCAAUUAUUAUCACAGUGGACGAGUGUUGUUACAGAAUUGUACAGCUGGAAAUUAUUACAUCCAACAGAUCAUCAUAUGAACAAAGAAUGUCCUCCAGAAGCUGAAGAAUAUGAGCGUGCAACUCGUUAUAAUUAUACAGAUGAAGAAAAAUUUGCAUUAAUUGAAGUUAUUGCGAUGAUAAAAGGCUUGCAAGUUUUGAUGGCGAGGAUGGAAACUGUUUUUAUUGAUGCGAUACGUCGUAAUAUUUAUGCUGAACUACAAGAUUUUGUUCAAUUGAUCUUACGUGAACCUUUACGUAAAGCAAUAAAAAAUAAAAAAGAUUUAAUUCGUAGUAUAAUAGUAUCAGUACGUGAGACUUGUGCAGAUUGGCAUUUUGGCGUCGAACCAUCAACUGAUCCAGCAUUGAAGGGUAAAAAAGAUCCUGAGAAUGGAUUUGGUAUUAAAGUACCUCGUAGAAAUGUUGGACCGUCUUCGACACAACUCUAUAUGGUACGUACGAUGCUUGAGUCACUUAUUGCUGAUAAAAGUGGAGGAAAACGUACUCUAAGAAAAGAUAUUGAUGGACAGUAUCUUGUUCAGAUAGACCAGUUUCACAAGACCAGUUUUUAUUGGGGCUAUUUAUUGAACUUCAGUGAAUCACUUCAGAAUUGUUGUGAUUUAUCUCAAUUAUGGUAUCGAGAAUUUUAUUUAGAAAUGACCAUGGGACGUAAAAUUCAAAAAUGCCAAGUUCGUCAUCAGCAUAAUGAAGAGUGCAGUGAUUUAAUAACAAUGGAAAAAAGAAUUCAAUUUCCAAUUGAAAUGUCAAUGCCCUGGAUAUUAACUGAUCAUAUUUUAAAAAGUAAAGAACCGUCAAUGAUGGAGUAUGUACUCUAUCCAUUAGACUUGUACAACGACAGUGCACUUUAUGCGCUAACUAUUUUCAGAAAACAAUUUUUAUACGAUGAAGUUGAAGCUGAAGUUAAUUUAUGCUUUGAUCAGUUUGUUUAUAAAUUAAGUGAACAAAUUUUCGCACACUAUAAGCAAUUAGCAGCUAGUAUUUUACUCGAUAAACGUUUUCGUGUUGAGUGUGUUGCUUUGGGUGCUUAUUUAUUACCUUAUCCGCGUGCUAAUCGUUAUCAAACUUUGUUGAAACAGCGUCAUGUACAAUUACUUGGGCGCAGUAUUGACCUGAAUAAAUUGAUAACCCAGCGUAUCAAUGCUGACAUGCAAAAAUCACUGGAUUUGGCAAUUAGUAAAUUUGAGUCUGGAGAUAUUACAGGAAUCGUUGAGCUUGAAGGUUUAUUACAAGUAAAUCGUCUUACUCAUAAAUUAUUAAGUAAGUGGCUUGCUUUAGAUGAGUAUGAUGCCAUGUUUCGUGAAGCUAAUCACAAUGUACUGGCGCCGUAUGGAAGAAUAACGUUGCACGUUUUUUGGGAAUUAAAUUAUGAUUUUUUGCCAAAUUACUGCUACAAUGCCGCUUAUAAUCGAUUUGUUAAAUGCAGGGGAUUGCAGUUUGUACAGCCAGUGCACCGUGAUAAGCCCCCGCAAAUGUCCCACCAUUAUUUAUGGGGGAGCAAACAAUUAAAUUUAGCGUACAGUACUCAGUAUGGACAAUAUACGGGGUUUGUUGGGCCACAACAUUUUCGUACUAUGUGUAAAUUGUUGGGCUAUCAAGGAAUUGCGGUAGUAAUGGAGGAAUUAUUAAAAAUUGUUAAGUCAUUAAUUCAAGGGAGUUUGUUACAAUUUACUAAGACCUUGAUGGAGGCAAUGCCUAAAGUUUGUAAAUUACCGAGAUAUGAUUAUGGUUCUCCAGGAGUUCUUGGAUACUACCAUGCACAACUUAAUGAUAUUGUUCAGUAUCCAGAUGCCAAAACUGAAUUAUUUCAUAAUUUUAGAGAGUUUGGAAACACUAUUUUGUUUUGCUUACUGAUGGAACAAGCUUUGUCGCAAGAAGAAGUUUGUGAUCUACUUCAUGCUGCUCCUUUUCAAAAUAUUUUACCCAGACCAUAUUGUAAAGAGGGAGAAAAACCAGAAACAAAACAAAAAAGAUUAGAAGCUAAGUAUGCAGCGUUACAAAUUGUUCCAAAUGUUGACAAACUUGGAACUGCUAAACAAGCAAUGAUUGCUAGAGAAGGUGAUCUAUUAACAAGAGAACGUUUAUGUUGUGGAUUGUCAAUAUUUGAAGUUGUGUUGAGUCGACUGAAGAGCUUCCUUGAUGAUCCAAUUUGGGUUGGACCACCUCCUGUAAACGGAGUAAUGAACAUAGAUGAAUGUACAGAGUUCCAUAGACUGUGGAGUGCGUUGCAGUUUGUUUAUUGCAUUCCCGUUGGAGAUACAGAAUUCACCGUAGAAGAAUUGUUUGGCGAAGGUUUGCACUGGGCUGGUUGUGCUAUGAUUGUUUUAUUAGGCCAGCAAAGACGAUUUGAAGCAUUAGAUUUUUGCUAUCACAUUUUACGAGUUCAAAGAGUUGAUGGAAAAGAUGAAAAUGUUAAAGGAAUUAAUCUUAAACGUAUGGUUGAUCGUAUAAGACGGUUCCAAGUCUUGAAUUCACAAAUAUUUGCGGUAUUAAAUAAAUAUUUAAAAAGUGGUGACAGUGAUUCAACUAGCGUUGAGCAUGUUCGAUGUUUCCCACCGCCAAUUCAUCCAUCACUUGCUCAUACACAGCAACAUUAUCACGCACCAGAGUAUUUACGUCAAAUGAAUAAUAAUCAAUAG